CCCUGGCAGCAUGUCCUCUCUGUAUUGCGAUACUUAUUAGUUGAACGAGAAAAGCACCAGAACACUGUACAGAUAAUCAAUAACACGGCCCAAGAGUCUCUACUCCAAAGGGAAAAAUUCGAAGUUAGAGCUAAAGAAGAAAAUCACCGGCAGGACGAACUAUCAUUACAUAAGACGCUGCUAAUAGAUCGAAUAGCGAAGGACCCACAGACAUAUCCACCCGAUCUACUCUCAAUACCUCUUAGAUCAACUGCUCAGAGCUCUUCAGCUGCAUCACAUGACAGACAGAGUCCAAAAUCCCCCAACUACGACGUUAUAAGCAUUAGCCCGGCAUUGUACAGCCGCUUACAAGCAGCCAACAUCUUCAUGAGUCCAAAAGGAUACGUUACGUUACCAAGAAGAUUACCAUAUGAGAGUGACUUACGACCAUUCUCCACCCUGAAUGGCGUUAUACCAUAUUACGAAAACUUUAAUACAAAGAUGUUUGGAGGAACAUAUUAUAGUUUAAAUAAGAGUGACAUGGAUAUCGGACCUGUGAAGAUGAGGUUUGAGGAAGAACCAGCUCCAUCACCAGCACCUGGAACACCUCAUGCCACAAUACCCAGAAACAGUGUUAGUUCCCCCAACAUUCACAAUCAGUUACUGGUGUCCCAAAGAGCAGAGAAGACUCUUAAAAUUAAUCUUGAAAAUGAAGUCCUUAAAGAUAGAGUGCGAGCGAACAUAGUUAGUGCUAGUUUAAGAACAAGUGGGCAUAGGAAAAGAAAUUCGUGUGACUUAAAUAAUUACUUGGGUGUUGACAAUGCUACGCAAGUUUGAGGUAUAGUAAAAGCAUACAAUUAAGUUAUCUGGCAUAAACCUAAAGUAACACCUAAUACCAAGAAUAUGUUAUUUUAUAAGGAACCGUCUAUGUAUACUCUUUUGAUUAUAAAUGUUCCAGCGAUAAAAACAUGAGGUGACAGAAAAUCCUUUUCGCGCGUUUAAUAAAUAUUCACACGGAUUUACUGUGGUUUUUGAACUUCGCUCAGGGUAAGAUCCAGAAACUAAACUCCCUUAUGUGAAAAUCGCAUUGGAUUUUGAGAUAGAAAAGUUAAUAAGUUCAAGUCUUGACUUCCGAAUCUCAUCCUAACUUACAAAAGCUUUUCCACCUUGUACAUAUGAUUAUUCUAUACAUAGAAAACUAUAGGUUUAAGCCAGAAAUAAAACGUUUUGGGCUAACUAUUCGUAAUUAAGAAUCUUAUGGUGUUCGAAUCAAAACAUUCCUAUUUUUAACGAUAUAUUAAUACAGAUAUAAUAUUGUUAAUCUGUGAAUAUUAGGAAACAUAUAAAUGAAUGGAAUUGUUAAAAUAUUUAAAAAUUAUA
This is a messenger RNA of Pieris brassicae (large cabbage white), 1359 nucleotides long. RefSeq lists its product as uncharacterized. The record is from RefSeq and is a predicted model, not a curated record. NCBI's taxonomy places the organism in Eukaryota, Metazoa, Arthropoda, Insecta, Lepidoptera, Pieridae. The annotation marks the transcript as partial. The transcript is spliced from 2 exons.